UAGGAUAUAUCAAUUUAUUUAGUACUGAAGCGCGUUUGUGUCGAGAAGACUAAGUAGUGGGUUCUUCUAUAUUAUCACUCUGUAACAAAGACUCUAGUCUUCAGUGGACUUCCAUAGCUUGUGUCUGAGAGAUUCUCUAUUCAGCUACAAAAAGCUGGGUUUGAAUACCAAAACUCCAAUCUUCAAAUUACACCUCUAAUUAAAGUCCGGCUUAACAUUAUUUCCUCUUUCCAUUUUCUCUGUCUUCAAACACUUGUAUUUGGUGUUCUUCAAGACCACUCCAUUUUCAGACAGAUUUAGCUUCUGGGUUUUGUGUCUUGCAACAUAAGUUGGCGUUACUGAAAGUCCGUUGGUGUGAUUUUUUUCAGGUUUAUGUUCAAUCCACAGUCUGCAAAGAAAUUCCAGAAAUCUCAGCCAAGAGUAUCAAAUAGAUGGCUUAUUCUGCUUCUGUCAUGAAUAUUUGACAUUUUCUGUGAAAGAAGAUCCGUCAUUUUUCAGAAGCCAGCUUUUGGCCGAAGAGUUUCAGAAGAGCUACAUAAAACAGCAACCCUUAAAGGGUAUAUUGAAUAGACUAUAUCCAGAUCACUGCAGCCAACUCUUCAAUGCAAAGAUCACAAAAGCGCAGGAGUUCAAACAUGGCCAACAGAUUAUACUAUCAGCCACCAUUACAAGAUGUAGAAUCUUACUGCUUACCACAGUUUGGAUCUUCAGAUAGUGAACUUUGUUACAGCUACAGCAGCCGCAGCCAGGGCGGCGCCCAAGUCUCUGCUAAGAAUCCUUUCCAACUUUAUGCCACUUUGGAAUCGUCCCCGGCGAUUGAAAAUAUUAACAUGUACAUUUCUCCAUCGACUGUCAGCUUCUCCCCUAAUGGAAGCCCAAUUUCACAGCAAGAUUCUCAUUCCUACCUCCCUGAUCAGCGCAAUUCGCCUGAAAAUACUUAUGGUUCUCCAAUCAGUGGCUCCUGCAUUACUGAUGACAUGAGUGACUGGAAGUACAAGCUGAAAGAGCUCGAAAGUGCCAUGCUGGGUCCUGAUUUAAGCAUUCAGGGGAACUAUAACACUGGAUUUCAGAGGGGGGCAAACAAUAGUUCAAAUGAGACUGAGAGCUGGGGACAAAUUAUGGAGCCAAUCUCCAAAAAAGAUGUGAAACAAGUCCUGAUAUGCUGUGCCAAAGCAGUCUCAGAUAAUGAUCUGUUAACGGCGGAGUGGUUGAUGAACGAGUUACGCGGCAUGGUGUCGGUUUCUGGCGAACCAAUCCAGAGGUUAGGCGCUUAUAUGUUGGAAGGACUUGUUGCGAAACUUGCCUCCUCAGGGAGCAACAUAUGCAAGUCAUUGCAAUGCAAAGAGCCUGCAAGUUCUGAAUUGCUCUCUUAUAUGCAUAUUCUGUAUGAGCUCUGCCCGUACUUCAAAUUUGGAUACAUGUCUGCUAAUGGGGCAAUAGCAGAAGCCAUGAAAGACGUAAACCGAGUUCACAUUAUCGAUUUCCAAAUUGGUCAGGGGAGCCAGUGGAUCACUUUGAUUCAGGCCUUUGCAGCCAGGCCUGGAGGACCUCCCCAUAUCCGGAUAACAGGCAUUGAUGACUCAGUGUCAGCUUAUGCUCGAGGAGGAGGGCUCAGCAUUGUAGGAAAGAAGCUCUCUAGGUUUGCUGAAACUUUCAAAGUGCCAUUCGAGUUCCACUCUGUGGCCAAAUCCGGUUCCGAGGUUCAACUGGAGGAUCUUGUUGUUCCACCUGGAGAGGCUUUGGCUGUAAACUUUGCUUUCAUGCUUCAUCACAUGCCAGAUGAGAGUGUCAGCACUCAAAAUCACCGGGAUAGGCUACUGAGGCUGGUUAAAAGCCUGUCUCCGAAGGUGGUGACUCUUGUGGAACAAGAAUCUAACACCAACACCGCGGCCUUCUUCCCCCGGUUUGUGGAGACACUGAAUUACUACACGGCCAUGUUUGAAUCCAUAGACGUGACUCUCCCUCGGCAUCACAAGGAGCACAAGGAGCGGAUCAAUGUGGAACAGCAUUGCUUGGCCAGAGAAGUGGUUAACAUAAUAGCAUGUGAAGGAACUGAAAGGGUAGAGCGACAUGAACUACUUGGAAAGUGGCAGUCGAGGUUCAAAAUGGCUGGUUUUACUCCAUACCCGUUAAGCACCCUGGUCAAUGCCACCAUUAAAACACUUUUAGAGAAUUACUGCAAUAAGUACAGGCUUGAAGAGAGAGAUGGGGCUCUCUAUCUUGGCUGGAUGAACAGAUAUUUGGUUACUUCUUCUGCAUGGAAGUGAGAAAGAAAAAAUUAAAAGGAACUGGGGCAGGGAAAAACAAGUAGUUUUUGUUUGGUUUUACUUAAUUAUGUUAACUUUGUUAUUGGUUUAACUUUCCUAUGAGGAGGGUGACAUGACAUUAGCCAUGAACUCUUCUCACAUCUAAGUUAGCCAUUUUUGUUUUAAGGCCAAUUCCAGGACUCAAAAACUUACUGUUUUACUGAUAGAGAGGGAAAACAUGAUUUUGUUUGGUUAUUAAAGGCUUUGUAUAUGGAUACCGAGUAACAGAACACGAAAUCUCAUUUUCCCUUUUCUACCGUUGUACUAUGGGAGUUAAAAAGUUCAAGACUAUUGUAACCAUUUUAAAAAAGAACAAAAUUCUUGAACACCUGCUAAAGCAUUCUAUA
Messenger RNA from Humulus lupulus (European hop), 2653 nucleotides. RefSeq names its product scarecrow-like protein 21. Gene Ontology annotation, biological process: regulation of DNA-templated transcription. Lineage: Eukaryota; Viridiplantae; Streptophyta; Magnoliopsida; Rosales; Cannabaceae. The record is from RefSeq and is a predicted model, not a curated record. The coding region runs from base 603 to 2267 and encodes 554 amino acids. The transcript has 2 exons. Gene Ontology annotation, cellular component: nucleus. Gene Ontology annotation, molecular function: sequence-specific DNA binding; DNA-binding transcription factor activity.